GCCUCACGUCCCCACCACAUCCAGUUGAGCGGUACUUCCAGCAGGAUUCGCCGAAAAUCCAUUGAUUAUGUUAGAAUUGACGUUGGGUUUGGGAAUUUUUGAUUGACAAUUGUUUUGCAGGAUUGGUAUAUUUGAGAAGCUCUUGUCCGAGUGUAAUUCGUGAGAACGGUAGGUAUGAUGAGAUUUUUCUCGGCAUUCAGCUGGAAGUAGCUAAUUCAUGUUAGGGAUGGUGGGCUCUGGAGCCAGAGCAUGGCUGCUACCCACCACCACCUCCAUAUCCGUGACGUCGCGCAGCAUUGCAUCGACAAACAGCUUGAAAGCUCGCCCUUGUUUGCUGUUCGCAUCUCUGCAGCAGCAACAGCUUGGACGACAAGGACUCUCACGGUGGGCUAAAAUUUCCCCGAGCAAGAGGAAAAUAUGGCGCAGACCGGUUAUAACUGGUACCUUAAGCACGAGCGCGACUCCCAGCGGCGGAGAUCCAGGCGAGCCCGUGGAUCAGGGCGCCUCCAGCCUUGGAAGUACGCGUCUCGGAAGACUUAUCUCCGUGCGCAGGCGGGAGCUUCUGCAGAGAUGGAACACGGUUCGGCGGAACUUCCCAGCCAAGAUCUUCCUCCUGCUAUUCGGAUUCUUCUCAGCCAAUGCGUUGGCCACCAUCUUAGGACAGACCGGGGACUGGGAUGUCAUUGCUGCUGGCAUUCUGGUUGCCAUCAUCGAGGGUGUCGGUCACCUUGUGUACAACCGCAUGCCUGCUUUUCUCGGCGAACGCGGCAAACCCAUAAUCGAGUUGGUGAAUUACUGGAAGAUCGGAUUCGAGUUCGCUCUCUUCGUGGACGCAUUCAAGGUCGGAAGUUGAGACACCGAGCCCCGGCAAUCAAAUUUUGACUCUCUUCCGAACGUCGCUCCACAAUCCAUUUCGAGUCUUGGCAUUGACGUAGAAUUAACAACCUUACUCCAGAUAAUCUCCACACCUAUCUUUCGAGUGUCGAUGCAGGUAUCUCCGCAGUAUGUUUGCCCUAAAAUGCGAUCAGAGGCAUUGAAGUUUAUUUGAAGAUUCGGCCAAUUCAUGCACUGAGUUUUGUCGAUGUAAAAUUAUUGUAAUUUAUUUGUUGAGAAGCAUCUGGUGAGGAUCAUCCCGUAUUCCGACCCUGGGCCUUGCUCAAACUCCUUUGUUUCCCCGA
This is a messenger RNA of Physcomitrium patens, 1178 nucleotides long. Its product is annotated as ycf20-like protein. The record is from RefSeq and is a predicted model, not a curated record. Lineage: Eukaryota; Viridiplantae; Streptophyta; Bryopsida; Funariales; Funariaceae.